This is a messenger RNA of Lepisosteus oculatus (spotted gar), 8311 nucleotides long. RefSeq names its product WW domain binding protein 1 (gene wbp1). Lineage: Eukaryota; Metazoa; Chordata; Actinopteri; Semionotiformes; Lepisosteidae. The record is from RefSeq and is a predicted model, not a curated record.
ACGAUCAGGCCAUCUUGUGUACAGUGAUAACAGUGCGUUGGCCACCCAACAGGAAAAUGAAAACAUGUAGCUAAAAAUAAUAUGAAGACGUAUAAAGACGGUGGUUCUCUUUUAAUUUAGAGGUUCCUCUGUGAACGCUGCUGUGCCAUCGGUCAGCCACCCAGAAAGAUGCCACAGACAGUGCUGGGAUCCAUUUUCUGUCUGCUCUGCAUCGGGGCUUGUGCGGUGCAGGGGAAGGAGUUCUGUUUCGGGGUGAACAAUGAGCAGUACCGCUGUGAGAUGGGCUACUGCUGUGGAGAGACUGAGUGCUGCACGUACUACUACGAGCUGUGGUGUAUGUCAUCUCACUGCCCCGGGUUCUGGCUCGUGUGGACGCUGAUCAUCAUGCUGAGCUGCUGCUGCGCGUACCGACAUCGCCGCGUCAAGAUGCGCCUGCAGCAGGAGCAGCGCCAGCGGGAGAUCAGCCUCAUGGCCUACCAGGGGGCCUCCAGCUCCUUCGUCGCCCCUCCGCCCCUUAACCUGCGAUUCUGGACGGACUGUAAACUCCCAGCUUAUGAAGAGGUGGCUGGCCACCCGCCCACUCCACCUCCCCCUUACUCUGAGGCCUCCCCUGCUGGCACCCCGGUCCCUGGCCUCAUCCUGCUGCCGGCGGGCCAGUUGCAGUCCACAGUGGUGGUGGAGCCUAUAAGACACGUUCUGGGGGAGCCCGCGCUGCCGGUCCAGGAACACGAUCGGGAUUCGGUGGCGGCCACCCCCCAGUCGGUGCGGGCCAGCCCGCGUCUGUCCGAGAGCGGAGGAGGCAGGUGUGACCCCCCCCCCCAGCCAGGGUCCCACCUCCCUCCGCCUGGGGAAGAGGCGGGGAUGACGUACGCGCCCGGAGACCAGGAGGACUGUGGGACGCGCCGGAGACACGUGACGGGAGACUCCGGGAUCGAGGUGUGCGUGUGCCAACUGGAUGUGGACGAAGACUUCGUGUCCGAGGGGGAGGAGGUGGAGUCCGGCCGGCUGUGUCAGGGAGCCUCGGGGGACUGCUGCUCUGAGAGAAGCACAGACAGACAGAAGGAUCAUCUGGACAGCAGCAGCGGAGUGCAGAUCAGCGACACUGGAGUGGACAACAGCAGCGGCCUGGUCUGAAAACCCCCUCCACUGGCUCCGUAUUUUAAACCCCCAGAUGUCAGCUGAGCUUGGGUUGUUAUUAUUAUUGUUAUUCCUUCUUAUGGUAUGGAUAUCGCAGUGCCACUUUUUUAAUUCAUAACUAUAACAUAUCAAAGUGGUCAUACCAGAGGCAAUAACUAUUUAAAUUCUACCCAAUAACAAUAAUAAUAACAUUUUGUUUUUCUGGCCAAGUGGUUGAAAACGCAGUGGUAUUGCUAUCAUUUAUCCCCGUUAUUAGGAGACAAAUCCUCUGCACGCCCGUUCUUGUUGGAGGCCCGGAGGGUCCCUGUGUGGACCCAGACUGGGUGAUCUCACAGAGACACUGAGGUGGGGGCUCCUGAGUGGCUCUGCCUAAAUUAACCCUCCCACACACACAAUUGUAGCCAUUUUAAUGGUUUAUAUUUACUGAAGGUACGUCUAACACAUUUCACUUCCCUUCUAAGCUAUGCUUGGUUCCAUUCAAAUGCUUUGGCGGGGUGGGGGGGGGUUGGUUUUGCGUUAUCAGAGUUGUUGUUUUAGAUAGUCCCUGGGGUCCUUGCUUGUGCCUGUUGAUGGUGUUCGGUGGUGCAGAGUUGAAAGGGGACACAGCUGAGAACCCUUUUGGGCUGGAGGGUCCUUGAUUCAUAAGUUUAAAAAAAAAAGAUAAUCCUUUCAUGCUUCUUGGUCCUUCUUCCUCUUUAUUCUGUACAUUUUUUUUAUCAUUUGAUCUGAAUAUCACAUGAUCUAAGAUCUGCAGGGCGUUUGGAUGGAAGGAGAGGGGCCUGUGUGUGUCAAGGAGCCCUGUUUUAGUAUAUUUUCAAGACUGAAGAAUUCCAACACAGAGGUGGGUGGAAUUGAACGAUGUAGGACUGUAGUUGAUGAACAGAGUGGAUUCGUGAACUCCAGUAACUUUUUGUAACUUUAUUUUAAAAUAAUCUUUAUUGCUUUAAACGAAAAAUCUGUCUCGCAAAGUCCCGCGGGUGGGCUGCUCGAAGAAGGCAUGCCUCCCCCUGUAGUGGCGUUUUCAGAGCAGGUUGCUGAUUUCUUUGAUGUGUUUUGUGUUUCUGAAGCCACCUUUCAUCCUGAUUUCGUCUCAAGGCGUGAAGUGUGGUAGUUACUGUGUAACUGGCGUUUCUUUUUGGGACUCCGAAUGGCUGACCACAAGCUUGAGACAGUUUUUAGAGAGUGUUUUAGGUGGGUGGAUUUUUUUAACCGCACGUCCAUGUUGUAUAGUUUUCUUUGCUGGAUCUCUGUAACACAAAUAAGGAAAGUCACUCUCUUCCACAUUAAGUGCGGGUAGGAAAGCUUUAUUUUGGACAUUAUUAUUAUUUUGUGUUCCAUAUUUUGAAAUAAAAGCUUUAAUUUGAUUUUUUUGGUAAAGAAGAAGCUGCCAUUUAUUUAUGUAAUGUGAAAUAAUAGUUAGAACGGAAACAAACAUGCUUUCCAUUCAUUAAAUCUAGACAGGUAAAAUUGGUGUAGUUACCAGCAGUGUGGUAUGAUAACAAAAAGUGUACAGUAGGGAUGUCAAAUAACAGUCUUAAUUCCAUCUGAAUUAUUGUUGAAUUAUUUCAGCACUAGGACAUAGUUUUAUCAUAUUCUCCAUGGGCCUUGUGCAGUCAGUGAUUUAACAAGCACAAUUUAUUCAGGUAAGAGUUUCCUGUACAGCAUUUUGGGACAAGGAAACAAGUAAUCAAAAUAUUUGAAGCAACAAAAUGCUUUGGGCAGUGACAGUGAAGAAAAUGGGAAGGCACUGCCCCCUUGAGGAGCCGGGUUCGAAAUGUGUGCCCUGUAAACGAAUCCAGGUUUAACAACUGCAUCUGAUGUUAAGAUGUUUUUAUUUUUUACCCCUUAUUAUUUGUGCGUGUAAUUUAGUUUUUUUCAAGCCCCUCUGAACUGGGCUAUAGAAAAGUUAGUGUUGUUCUAAGCUGACAGGGGUCUCAGGUAAACAGUGUUUCAGCUUUUCUGGAGUUGUUAUUUGAAAAUGACCAGGAUUUGGUCUCCUGGCGAGCACUGUUGUUAUGCGAGAAAGGAAGGGAAAGAGCAAGGCUGGGGAACUUUGGGAAAGGGAUUGGAGUCUGUUAUCGCAUUUGAGACCGCGGACUUAGCAUACAGGAACAGAAUAAACCACUGCAAUCGUCACAUCUUGAAGGCAGAUUUUAUUGCUCUGUAUUUUCUAUGCAUGAGCUUGAGUUCAGAAUGAUGAUUGUUGUUUUAGUAUAUUGUUUGAAAAAUUAGCCUUUUGCACUGGUGCUACAACAUGUAUAACCUGUGGCUUAGACCUUAUGUAAAACUGCUUUCUUCUAAACAAAGGAAAGAAGACCUCUGUGCUGUACUAAUCCUGAGGUGUCUUAGGUUUCCAAUAGACAGGAUGUGGAGGACAUCCAUUAAGCGAAUCUUGUGUAGAUUUACUGUGGUGAGCACAAGGUAUAGUGUAGAAUAGCCCGGUUCGGCAUCCUGUUGUUGUGCUGUGAGUUGUGGACAUGUGAUCAAGUGUUGUGUACACCCUGGUGAUACCACAGUGACAUUAGGGAAAAGCAUGGCGACUGUAAUAUUAUUAUUGUGGGAAUAAUAUGGACGGCUUUGGCACCAAGGCAGAGUUUUUUUGUAUUUUGUUGCAUUUAUUUUUUAAAUAAACCAUGCAUUUCUAAGGAAAGAAAAAACGUUGUUCACCUACUCCACCAACACAUUUAUUUCUGCCUUAUUUGUCUGACCUCUGCAUUUUGCUCUUAGAAAAAAGAGUGAUUUUCUGCUGCAAAAGCUGCCUUGUGCUGUCUUUGCGUUACCACGCAUUCAAGCCUACGUGCUCUCACGUUCAAACGACGCCAAAGCCUGCCUUAGCAGAUUGGUCCCAGUUCUUUGUUUACACUCAUAUUGAGGACAAUGCUAAUGAAGAGCUUCCAGAUAACAUAGCAAGUACGAGGGCAUGCUGUUCAGUGUUGGCGCUUGUGCUCCAAUGUCUUGGAACAAGCAUUCUGCCAAUUAGAGAGUGAUGUCACAGUUGACCUGGGAGAGGGUGGCACUGUUGGCGACAAAAAGAUUAUUUUCCUUUAAAGAGUAAAUAUGAUGUCACCCUGUACGUGCGAUGGCUCAAGGGACUGCAGGGUGCUUAUGUUUUUGCUCCUAUCUAUGAAUAAUUAGGACCCUGACAGAAAGCAGUCUGUAUGUAAGUUUUCUUUAGUUAAGCAAUUUGCAUAACAGAGAACCAGAACCGUAGGGAAUCAACACUGGCCUUCAAGAACCAUUCGUCUAACCCCUCUGCCCCCGCAGAGUGGAAUGCUCGGCCUCUCUUUGGAACUCUGUUAUGGACUUUUUGCAAUUGCAAUGUUAAUGCAUCAGCAGUGUUGAAACUGUGCUUUUUUUUUCUAGGGAGGAAGAAGUGCUUUAACAUUUCUGUCAUUCAGAGACCACUUGCAAAUGAAACGAUGGACUCUUUGUGCAUUAAUUGAAAAAGGGUCUUAAUACUCUGCUGCUGUCAAACGUCCUGUUUCCAGUGCGUGUUUGGCUUAAGAAGGAGAAAAUAGAGAAACUCUGAGUCCUUAUACUUAGAGCGAGAGUGUUCGGAGCGGAGUCAGUUUCAGCGUGGCUGGAGCCAUCUCUUCUGCUUUGCCUUGUGGUUUCUCUCGCUUUCCCUCCCUCAACACUUGCUGCAUCUCCCAGGUGUCCGAGUCAGUCUCUUAGACACCAUUCAGUACUGCUCAUGUGAUGCUCUCUAAGGACGUGCUUCACCUGUAGGCUUAAGCCAGCUUUACUAAAGAUAAGUAAUAACUCACCUCUUCCUGUCUGGCCUUAAAAUGACUACCUUAAAAAGGGCUAAAUUCAACAUACAUGUACCUAAAAAUGUGUGUACAUACUAUUUUAUUCACCUUAUAUGUUUGUUCAACUGUAUUUUACUAAAUGAAAAUUACAGUCAUGGGAACCGAUUUUAUGGGGUGUGAGCAUGCUAGUCUUUUUUUUUUUAGAUUUGCUGUUUUUAUUUCUUUGUAAUUGGAAUAUCUCAGACUAAUGAGAGAUCUGAGUGUGUAAGUCUGUGUGCAUGUGGAUGUGUACUGUGUCUUUGCCUGCCCCUGCCCCCCCUGUACUCUUUAAAGUGAAUGUUCUCUCUGCAGAAGGUACAAAAUGGAAGCAUAAAAGGUCAUUUUUACAUCUUAUAAAGAAGGCUCAUUUGUUUCCAUAUCAAAGUUUCCUGGGUCAAUCCAAUGUGACGCUUACCUUAUUCAAUCAUAUAUUUCAGGUGUGGAAGCUAACAGUAGUGUCUAGCAGAAAGAGUGUGUUAACACAGCAACAAUGGGCACAUUUGGAAAUAUUAUUUUACUCUUUUUUUAACUGCUUAAAUAAGAGCAUUAAUGACCACUAUUGUAUAAUGCAGUGACAGAUCUUUAAUAGUAUAUCUUUCAUCUGGAAUUUCAAGUGCAUUUUUAUGACCUGGCCUCUCAUGAUGAGGUUGUUUUUUUAUAUUGGCAUCACUUUAGAAAUAUUUGAAGAAAGAUGGAAAGACCACGAUGUCAAUGGAUAUCUUCCAGAGUGUGGUGAUAACAGUAGGAACAACAAUCAGCGAUCAUUGAAUCACCCUUCCUCUGAAUGAGCCAGACCUAGACGUGCUUUAAGCCCCUGGAGUAAUCAGCACCUUUACGAACGUGAAUCCCAUAUCACAGACCAGGUCUUAAAAAAAUGUAAUCCUCUUGUUUCUAGCUUUAGCAAUACUCCUUGAGCCUCAGUGUGGCAGUUUGUUUGGACUGUUCUUACCCACGUCCCUGCUGUCCACCAGGUUCAGGUUUUUAAUCUGAGACAAACUACAGAAUCUCCCUUCACCCUACCUCUCCAAAACUAUCCUACUUCCUUCUGUACCAUUCAAGGCUAUGCAACAACUUUUAUUAGCUGGUACUGUAUAUGCUGCAAUAAACUCUUUGGGCCCUGAUUUCUCUGAGUUGGUAAAAAUCUUAUUCAUGAGUAAGAACAUCCCAGAUAAAACUUGAGGUAAUGUGCAAAAUUACUUUCCAUGUACAGGAAAGGAUCUAAUCCACAUGAUCUUAAAUGGAAAGUGCCAUUAAAUAUACAUUCUUUUGAUCUGUGAAACUGUAGAAAUGGGUAUUUUUUCUCAAAACUGGUUCCACUCAUAAGUACAUAUUUUACCAACUUCUUGCGAAUUGGGGGCUUUGUGUACUGACUUUAUAGUUCUUAUUACAAGCAAUACUAUUCUCAAAACAUAUGCUGUGCUGUACCUGCUGGAGUCUUUGUGCUCUUGGUUUUGUUUAAAUAAAAAUUAAGGUGUUUCUGUUUUUGACUGUAUGCGCUGUAAAUAUUUGUAUACCUCUAUAUGUUUCAUCAAAGCAACAAAAAAAAAAAAGUCACGCAAGUCAUUUUUGUCUUUAAACGUACUUGGUUUUCUUCGGCCCAGGCCGGUUUUGCUUGGGGCAGGCAGGGGCCAGCUUGCUCAGCUGCUGUGGAGAGUGUGAUCAGAGAGGAAGUGGCAGACAGAAGCAGGACUGAGAAGCCAUACUGACUUCUCUGAAUCUCCAGGUCAGACAGUUAAUAUUCAAACACAUUUCGCUUCAUGUGCAGAGUUUUAUUGUCAAUUCAAAGUUAAUUAGAGGGCUCUACUGAAUUUCACUUGUAUGUGGGUUUUGUGGUGCAAACCGUCUUUUGUUCAGAAAGGAUCCUGGAGACAUGAAAAGGUAUAAAUGCCUUUCUCCAUUCCAGAUUCACUUGGAUUAAGACUUUGUGUAUAUAGGAAGUAUGCUUUCAAACAUAUUAAUACUGCAUGGUCCUUGUGAUUGCUAGCUAGGGUUUUAAGUAACCCAGGGCUAGAGCUCACAACUGGAACAAGUUUGACAGAGCAUUGAACACAUUACUGAAGAUUUGUCCAUGAAAGAUUACGAUGAAGAUCUGCUUUUGAUUUGGAGUUUUCACAAUGGUGUGGAUGUAAACAGUAGGAAAUGAUGAAGCUGAGAUUUAAGACAAUAUUAUUAGAAGCUGGUUGAUUCCAAAACUGUCCAUAGACUUGGCUGUCCCAAAUUUGUAUUGUGGUGCAGGUCUAUAGGAGCAGACAGACCUUUAUUGAGCAUCUAUGACUCUUCUAUGUAGGACCUUAAACCUCAGUAAAAAAAUGAAUGCCCUAAUGCCGCACUAUUGAGCAGGUUGUCCUAUAAUUGGACACCUGUUAUUUUUUUUUUACUUUUAUAGAAUUCAGAUUUAAAAUUAAUAAUAUGUUAAAGUCAAAUGUGAGUUUAUAAUGAGCCAUUACAUAUAUACAAUACUAUAACAAAUCUGCAUAGUGGAAAAAAAAUGUAUGAUGUAACAAAACCCAGCAUACAGCAUAUAUCAAGCACAGCCAGUUAAGCAGCACAGCAAGAGCUAAAAGAAGUAAAUGAAAAGAGUUGAGCGAUCUCUUGUGGCUGCUGUCAGGUAGCUCAGUGCAGGUGAUAACACGUUGAAAGACCUAGGAGGAUCUGCAUGCAUGUUCUGAGAGAGAUUUGAGGAGGUGCUGGAAGGUGAUUAUAGAGCUCAGAGGCAGACCUGAUGUUUGACAAGUAGCUGGUUUUCUUGCAGUUGUGGUACAGUAAGUGAUGCACAGCUCCAUUCUUCUGGAGCAGCAAGUGGAGCCUCCUGGUUUUCAUAUCCAGCUGAGCUAUGGCUUAUCUGACCUGAUAUUAUUUAGGCCUAGGCAUGUGUAGUAUCCCGUGUUCAGUAGCUAAAGGUACCUGGAUUUCUUUUAAAAUAAAGAGAGUAAAAGUGGAUUGAAGCUUCUCUGCCAGAUGACUCCACAGGAUCCAUUUCUCCCCACAGCAGUGCAGGCUUGCUGACUGAUGAUCACAGUGGUGGACAACAGGUGUAAAACUUUUCAGAGCCCUGCAGGCGGUCUUCAAAACACACUCAGUUUCACUCAGUUCAGCUGCGUAUUUUUAUGAUUGCUUUUAUUCAAUCCAUCUUCAUGGAUAACUUGUGUGUGUGUGGAUCUGCAGCUUUGGCCACAAAUACAGUUUUGGAAAGGGGUGCACAAAAGUCUGUCCACGGCUGUAUAUUUUAUUUUCUUAUUGUAGUCUUCUUUUUGUUACCCAGUUCAAGCAAAAAAAAAAAAAGACAUGUAGCUGAUGCCAUUUCUACUGUAUGCCAAGGAAUUCUCUUUGUUCUUGGGUUACUGUUUAUAUAAAACAAAUAAAUACUCAGCCCUUCAGUCUGA